Molecule: messenger RNA, 3958 nt
Organism: Trichomycterus rosablanca
Lineage: Eukaryota; Metazoa; Chordata; Actinopteri; Siluriformes; Trichomycteridae
Gene: atxn2
Product: ataxin 2
Exons: 24
Coding region: 316-3339 (1007 amino acids)
Biological process (GO): cytoplasmic stress granule assembly
Cellular component (GO): cytoplasmic stress granule
Molecular function (GO): mRNA binding
Source: RefSeq, a predicted model, not a curated record
CAGGCAGUGAUCUUGGUAAACUGAUAAUACCAAAAUAAAAAAGCUAAACGAUUUUAUUGUUUAUUUAGCAUAUAUAAGUAGUGGUGCAUUUUAACAUAACCAUAUUAAAAUAGUUUAAGAAGGCAAAGACAAGUUAGCUGGCGUGCCUAAUAGCAAAUCGGCUGAAGCAGUGGAAGUAGCAGUGGAGCUAUCUAGCUGAUAGCUAACGCUAGCGAGCUGUCACUUGUUUUGUUACUCUGUUUACAUUUGAAACGCUUCGUCUAGGUUUAUGAACAUUUAGACGAAUCUGUUCAAAUAGUUGUUUAUGGGAUAAUCAUGUCAAUGAAGCAGGCCGGUGGAAAUCGCAAAGCCGGCGGGAGCAGCGGUGGGGCCGCUACGGCCUCAGGCGCAGGGGGAUGCGGAGGAGCUGCUGCUGCUGGACGCCACAGUUUGUCUAGGGGACACAAUGUUAAAGGAUCCUCCACUGCACAGGUGGUCUUUAGUGGAGUUUAUGCAAACAUGAGGAUGGUUCAUGUCUUGACCUCAGUGGUGGGAACCAAUUGUGAACUCAAAGUAAAAAAUGGAGUGAUCUAUGAAGGUGUCUUCAAAACAUAUGGUCCAGAGUGUGAUCUAGUCCUGGAUGCAGCCCACAGGAAAAGUCCUGAGCGAAACGCUGGCCCUCGACGUGAAGACAUUGUUGAGAGCAUUAUCUUUAAGACUUCAGAUGUCGUGAUGGUACAUUUUAAAGAUGUGGACCUCAACUAUGCCAAGAAAGUCUCAUCAGAACAAGAUAACUUGACAGACAAUUCAUUAAUUUCCCGUUUAAAUGGAGAACAUAAGGAAAAGGAUCUGGAGCCUUGGGAUGCAGGGGAUCAGCAUGGAAGCUUGGAAUCUCUUGACACUGACUUGUCAAAUGGCUGGGAUCCUGAUGACAUGUUCAAAUACAAUGAGGAAACAUAUGGUGUGAAGUCUACUUAUGAUAGCAGCCUGUCCACAUAUACGGUACCACUGGAACGAGAUAAUUCAGAAGAGUUUUUGAAGCGGGAAGCUCGUGCAGCUCAACUAGCUGAUGAGAUUGAGGCCAGCGCCUCCUACAAGGCUCGAGUAGCAUUAGAAAACGAUGAGCGCUCAGAGGAGGAAAAAUAUUCAUCUGUUGCAAGGGACAUGCACGCACUAAACCGGGAGAACAAGUACAUCCCCCCUGGUCAGAGGAACAGAGAAACAGGGAUGUCAUGGGGAUCGGGACGGCAGAACUCUUCCAGAGUUGUUCAGUGCAGUCCUGGACCUCCCACUGUCAGAGCUGCACCUCAUGACUACAACUCAAUUUCGGGUGUGGAGCAACGUAUCGUCAAUGGAGGUCCUCCAAGGAUGUCUCCUAAGACCCAACGAGCACCUAGGGCGCACAGAGUGUCAUCUAGCCGUGGCACUGGACCUCCUGGGGUGGAAUUCCUAUCCCAGGGUUCGUCAGGGGAGGCUUUAACUUCCUCUUCUUCCCGUAGCAGCUCCUCUGGGGGCACCUGGUCCUCAGUGGUCAGUGGAGGUCACAGACCUCAUUCUCCUCGACAAAACAAUAUUGGAGGAGUUUCUCCUGGCCCCAUUUCCUUGUCUUCCCCACAGGCUGGCGCAGUGCCAGUUGACUCUGUGGUCACAGCUGCAUCUCUGACUACAGCAAGUUCUGCAUCUAACCUGGCUGCAACACCUUCAGCAGAAGCAAAAGACCCCAGGAUACCAGAAAUGAGACAAAAUUCCCCUUUAGCGAACAAGGAGAAUGUGAAGCCUAUGGAAUCUUCCACAAGCAGUAGACCUGUUAGUAAAGGAGCUUCCAGCAUGCCUCCUGACCACAGAAAGCAGAUAGACAACUUAAAAAAAUUCAGUGUAGAUUUCCGGUUGCAGUCCACUUCGAAUCCUGAUCCAGUAUUUGAAACCAUGUCUUUCCGGGACUCUAAGGACAAACUAAAGGAAGAAAAUAACUUGCCUGAAUCGAGAGGACCCAAAGUUUGCUCAGAGCUCUCCAGCAGUGAAGAGUUGCCAGCUGCUAUAGAUGCCACCCCUGUUGGAAGUAAACCUGGUACUCCAUCUCCCUGUUCCUUAGCUCUAAGCUCUGAGCAAAAACGAGUGCCCGACAUGACGUCUCAGGGUGUCCAGACCUCCUCCCCCACUGCCACCAGUGCUGUGAAAACAGACAGAGAAGACAAAGAGGAAAAGAAAGACCAUGUACCAGAGAGUGUUAGAAAAUCAACUCUCAACCCUAAUGCCAAGGAGUUCAACCCCAGAGCUUUCUGCACUCAACCCAAACCAGCUACUACACCAACAUUGCCUCGACCACAGGGUCAGCCAAGUCCUUCAAUCGUGGUGCAGCAGCCGCCUGCCGUUUACGGCCAGCCAAUGUGCUUCCCGCAGAUGUACCCUUUGACUGGAGUGCAAAAAAGCAUUAUCUGGAAGCCUCCUGCUGUGUACCAGGUCCAGGUUCCUCACAUGACUGUGAGCCAGUCCAAACCCUACAGACCAGGUAAAGUACCAAACAUACCACAACAAAGAUCUGAUCAGCAUCAUCCUGCAGGCACAACCCCAAUGAUGCAUCCUGCUACUGCUGCAGGUCCUCCAAUUGUAGCCCCAAACCCAGCUUACUCCACUCAAUAUUUCACCUGCAACCCUCAGCAGUUCAGCAGCCAGCCUCUAGUGCAGCAGUUGCCCCACUAUCAGUCCCAGGCCCAGCAUGUGUUCAGUCAGGUUAUGCAAGGUAGUGCAAGAAUGAUCAGCCCACCCAGCCAUGGCCAACCCAACCUGGUCUCUUCCUCUACCACUCAGUACGGAGAGCAGACGCACACCAUGUAUGUCUCGGCCACCAUCCCGCAGCAGUAUCCACAUCACAGUGCAACACUCCAUCCACUCGCCCCUCAGCCACCACAGCCCUCUGCUACACCCACAGCUCAGGCGCAGCAUGGUGCACAGCAUGUGGGCAACAGCCACACUGCUGCCAGCCCCGUCCAGCACCCGCCUCACCAGGCAUCUCUCCACUUAACCAAUGCAGCUCCUCCACAGCAGCAGAUGUACUCGACUUUGACCCCGACCCCACCCUCCAUGACGCCUGGACCUGCCCCCCAGUCACCACAGGCUGUCUACAUCCAUCCACCACAGAUUCAGCACUCAUACAAUCCCAACCACAUGGCUCACAUGCAGCAGGCACAUAUGCAAUCCGGGAUGGUACCUUCCCAUCAUGGCACUCACCCUCCUAUGAUGUUGAUGGCCACACAGGCACCUGCACAGAACACACUCAAUCCAAUCCCGGUCUCUUCAAACACACACUUCUCCUAUAUGGCACACCCACAUGUACAACCACACCACCAGCAGCAGCUGUAGAAGAUGAAGAUCAGCCAAACACAGCUAACCACACAGAGAGAGAGAUGCUUCUCAACUGCUCUGGCACUGCCUAAGAGCUACUAGCCGGCCAGUCCUUUCUUCAGCUCAUUCUCUAAAUGCCCAAUGAAAUGGCCACUAAAUGGUCUGUCAUGCUGCACUUUUGCUACUCUUCACCAGUAAUUGAUGCUAAAAGAGCAAAGUUGCUGUGCACUGAUGGGUUCUUUUUGUUUAACUCUUUAGUUUUAACACAAGAGGGAUUGUUUUUAAGUUACCAUGCUUAAUACCAUGAGUGAGAAACAGAAACUAGAACUUGCAUUUUGCCUGCACCUUUAAAGUUAACAAACUCUUCCAGUUUAUUGACAGUAUUAACAUUACUGUUAAAUGCUGCUGCUGUUGCUGUGUUUAACAAAUUGAGGUGAAGGAAACGACUCUAAUGAAAGUAAAGAACCCAACUUCCAGUGACAAACAUUUGGCAAAAUCUAAAUUUAAGUAUUUAUUAAAUAAACUUGGAAGCCCCAUGAUAUUUCACCAUAAUAAAACUGCUAAAUUAAAAGAACUUUUACUUUGUAGAUAUAAUAUAAAUAAAUAAAAUCAUUAAAAAAAAUUUGUAAAAACUGUC